Molecule: messenger RNA, 801 nt
Organism: Necator americanus (New World hookworm)
Lineage: Eukaryota; Metazoa; Nematoda; Chromadorea; Rhabditida; Ancylostomatidae
Exons: 1
Coding region: 1-801 (266 amino acids)
Source: RefSeq, a predicted model, not a curated record
AUGUACAAGGUUUUGGAGCGAAUUAUCCUCGACCGACUUAUCAAGCAUCACGAUGAGACAGCGCGCGACGAUCAAGCUAACCAGAUGUUCAUCGUUAGGAAAGUGAUCGAAAUCUGGCAGCGUUAUUCGAAGCCAAUGCAUUUAGCCAUUCUGUAUUUUGAAGCUGCUUUCGACUCUCCUCAUCGAGCUCGUCGUCUCAAAGCGCUCCAUGCCGAUGGAAUACCAGGAAUGCUCGUUAGCCUGUUUGAUAACAUGAAUCAACGAACAAGAGCUAUAGUUCGACUACUAGUUGGAUGUACAACACUGUUUGAGGUGGUAACUGGAGUAAGACAAGGGGCAGUGACAGGACCCUUCCGCUUAAACUUCAUCAUUGGUGACAUUAUUGCAAGAACUGUCGAGCCGAACAGUUCAGACGACGUCAUCUUAGCACCUUUAGGGCGCCUCUUGACCGAUCUUGAGUGGCCGACGAUGUUGUUAUAUUCGCGAAAGAAGCACGAAACUCCUGCACGUUGUCAACCCUGUAUCGAAGCUGGCUGCAGCCUCUGGACUACGUCUACGCCCUUACCCAAAAGGUCAAUUUUCCGAAAAAGGAAGUUCUGGACUGAGGUGGUGAAAGAGGACUUGAGGCCACUUGGCGUGGAUAGGUAUUUCAGGCGAGACGUUAGAUUUCGCAGGAUAUGGAAUAACGAAGAAUGGAUUGAAUCUGUGCAAGCGCUGGCAGAAGAUCGAGGAGGUUGGGUAGAGCUAUGUUCAAGGAAGGCACACAUCGGCGGAGAUGCAGGCAAUCGCAUCAGGCGAUGA